Messenger RNA from Stomoxys calcitrans (stable fly), 2091 nucleotides. It is a transcript of the gene snRNP-U1-70K, whose product is annotated as U1 small nuclear ribonucleoprotein 70 kDa. Gene Ontology annotation, cellular component: precatalytic spliceosome; U1 snRNP; U2-type prespliceosome. Lineage: Eukaryota; Metazoa; Arthropoda; Insecta; Diptera; Muscidae. The transcript has 2 exons. Bases 260 to 1519 code for a protein of 419 amino acids. Gene Ontology annotation, biological process: mRNA splicing, via spliceosome. Gene Ontology annotation, molecular function: U1 snRNA binding; mRNA binding. The record is from RefSeq and is a predicted model, not a curated record.
GGCUACCAAUAACUUAGAUCGAAAAGAUUUCUUCAACUGGGGGUGUUGUUUUCUUUAUCGCAAGUAUAGCAUUUCUUUUCAAAUAAUUAUUUUUAAAUUAGGAGUACUACGGUACUGCUUUUAAUAAAUUUACGUAUAUUGUAAAAGGAUAUGAAUAGGUUUGUAUAAAAUCCUACAAAGAAUCGCAAGGAAGGACCAUUUAGAGGAGAUAAUUGUCGCCAAUUUCUAUACUACAUAGAAAAGAGAGACCCCUUCAAUAAUGACGCAGUAUCUUCCACCAAACCUGCUAGCGCUUUUUGCCGCUCGGGAUCCAAUACCGUUCAUGCCGCCUGUGGAUAAGCUGCCACAUGAGAAAAAAUCGAGAGGGUACUUGGGAAUAGGUAAUUUUUUAAAUGACUUUGAAGAUCCAAAAGACACGCCGCCUCCAAAAAAGAUGGAAACGCGUCAAGAAAGACUCGAGAGACGCCGACGUGAAAAAGCCGAACAGGUAGCGUAUAAGUUGGAGAGGGAAAUUGCUUUAUGGGACCCACAAGAAAUAAAAAAUGCGACUGAAGACCCCUUCAAAACUCUAUUCGUUGCCAGAAUCAAUUAUGACACCUCCGAGUCGAAAUUGAGAAGAGAAUUUGAAAUCUAUGGACCUAUUAAGAAAAUUGUUAUGAUUCAUGAUCCAGAGACUGGUAAGCCCAAGGGUUAUGCAUUCAUCGAGUACGAACAUGAACGUGAUAUGCAUGCUGCUUAUAAACAUGCUGAUGGUAAAAAAAUUGAUAGUAAGCGUGUGCUGGUUGAUGUAGAAAGAGCUCGUACAGUUAAAGGAUGGUUGCCUCGUCGUCUAGGUGGUGGUUUAGGUGGUACACGUCGAGGUGGUAAUGAUGUAAACAUCAAACACUCUGGUCGCGAAGACAAUGAACGCGAACGUGAGCGUUAUCGUCUUGAACGUGAACGUGAAGACCGUGAAAAUGCUCGCACUGCUGACAGAGGCCGAUUUGCGGAUGGCAUGCGAAGGAGAUCAAGGUCACGAGAUCGCGUCAGAGAGAGGGAGCGUGAACGCACGCGUCGUUCUCGCAGUCGGUCAAGGGAACGAAAGAAGCGUCGCGGCAGCCGUGACCGUGACUAUGACGACUACGAAAGACGCGACAGACGUGAAAAAGACCGGGAACGUGAUCGCAAGAAAAAACGCUCCAAAUCAAGGGAACGUGAACCGUCGCGCGAGCGACGCGAAAGAAAGCGAGAACGCCGGGAUAAAGAUCGUGAUCGUCGCGAUUCCAAGGAACGAAAACCUGAUUUCCGCGAAAUGGACGUAAUUAAAAUUAAAGAAGAACCAAUUGAUGAUGGAUAUCCUACAUAUCCUAUGUAUCCCUCCGCGCCUAUCAAACGUGAAUCAGAUGAAGAUGAAGAAAAAUUUCGACCUCAACACGAUAUGUUUAGCGUACCACCACCACCCAUACCUAUACCAGGACGUGGAAGUGGUGCUGAAAAUGGUCAAAAUCCUGGAGAUCCCCAGCAACAUUGGUGGAGGUGAAUUAAUUGAUAACUUAUCACCAUAUUAUUUGCAAGUAAAUGAACGUUAGAUCAAUUAAUAUACUUUUUGAAAAACAGCCAACAAAAAAGAAAGUUUAUUGAAAACAUGGUUCAUCACAGAUUUCCAUCUGUUCACAUUUCGUUCAUAAUUUUAUAUCUAAAUUAAAAUGUAGCUUUAGUUCUUUUCAACAGAGGUAAAUCUAGUAAAUAAAACAUUUUCUAUUUAAAACUUCCUACUGAUAUGCUUAUGCAUUAUGAUUAAGACAAUUGAAAUGUUUUACAUGCUAGCUUUCUUAAAUAACAUUUGAAAGUCUCCGUUACAUUCAACUCUAUUUUAAAUAAUUUCCGUCAACAAUUUGUUAAUAGUUUGAAUAUUUUAAGAGCUUAUAUGCAAUUAAACCAAAAUUUUCCUGUUGAAACUGGUAGACAUUAUGUAUACAUAUUGUAUGAUCUAACUAACAGCAAACAAACAAUACUAUAUAUUAAGUAAUAUCCCACAAAGAUAUUGUGUGAACAGAAUGAAACUAAACAGUAAGUAAAAAUAUAAAAAGCAACGGCGUAAGUCCUAUAGAA